Molecule: messenger RNA, 1965 nt
Organism: Candida dubliniensis CD36
Lineage: Eukaryota; Fungi; Ascomycota; Pichiomycetes; Serinales; Debaryomycetaceae
Product: DEAD/DEAH box helicase
Exons: 1
Coding region: 1-1965 (654 amino acids)
Molecular function (GO): DNA binding; ATP binding; hydrolase activity
Source: RefSeq, a predicted model, not a curated record
AUGACCAUAAAUAGACUAGCUCCAAUACUAUUAUCAAAGUGCCCAAAAUUUUCUCUACCGAAAAUGCAGAACAUACGUUUUUCCCAUUCAUUUCCCUUACGAGACUACCAACAGAAAGCUAUUGAUUUGAUCCUAGAAUCAUCUGGCUCAGGAGUGAAAAGACAAGCAAUAGAAAUGGCUACUGGAAGUGGCAAAACAGUUGUAUUUAGCCACUUAAUUCCCUUAUUAAAACGAGAAGGAGCAAAAACCCUUGUUUUAGCACAUACUCAAGAAUUAAUCACUCAAUCACGAGAUAAGAUCAACAAGGUAAACCCUGAUUUAAAAGUUGGUAUUGAAAUGGGGAAAGUACGUUCUACACCAGAUGACGAUGUUAUUGUGGCAUCGGUAAUGUCAUUAGCCAGAUCCAAUAGAUUAGCAAGAUUUGAUCCCGAUGAAUUCAAAACGAUCAUUAUUGAUGAAUGCCAUCAUGCUAUUGCACCAUCGUAUUUGAAGAUUUUGAAACAUUUCAAGGCCGAUACAAAAGACACUGACGUUCAUGUAAUUGGAUUUACUGCUACUUUAGCACGGACUGAUAAACAAAAAUUAGGAACAGUAUUUGAUAAAAUUGUGUUUCAAAGAUCAUUACCCACUAUGAUUGAAAACAAGGAGUUGGCAGAGUUUAAAAUAUCUAACGUGAGUAUCAAAAAUUUGAAUUUGACAAAUGUUCCAAAAAAAGGCGGUGAUUACGAUUCGUCAAGUUUAUAUUUGGCAUUAAAUAAAGUAGAUAUUAAUGAAAAGAUAUUGUUGGCAUACAUGGAAUUAGCAAAAGAUUACAAGAGUACAAUAAUUUUUUGUGUUAACGUUGAGCAUUGUCGUGAAGUAUGUGGGCUAUUUCAACAACAAGGUAUAGAUGCCCAAUACGUAUUAGGAGAAACGUCCAGAAUUGAAAGAGAGUUUAUCGUGGAAGAUUUUAAACAAGGAAAAUUCCCCGUCUUGUGUAAUGUUGGGGUAUUCACAGAAGGGACCGAUAUACCAAACAUCGAUUCUAUAAUUCUUGCAAGACCAACAAUGUCACAAUCUUUAAUGAUACAAAUGAUCGGUAGAGGAUUAAGAUUACACAAGGAGAAAAGUCAUUGUCAUGUGAUCGAUUUGGUGGGGAUAACAAAAUCAAGUCUAGUAUUGAAAGCGACAUUAUCUGGUGAAGAGCCACAAGAGAAAGACAAAAGAAGAUUCACAGAUCAAAAAAAUGGUGAAGAAGAUGAGAGGUUGGACGAUUUGGAAUAUAUUGAAUCGAUCAAGUCGUUGCGUGCACGUAGGAAACUAAUAGUGGAACGUGCAUUGUAUUAUUACAACCAAGGAGCUUCUGAAUUGAAAACUAUCAACGGUAUACAAUUAUUUCAAAAGUACAUGCUGGAUAUAGAGGUUGUGAAAGAUAUACUUUUGAAAGGCAAACUCCCAUGGGUGGCAUUGUAUAGAGAUUCAAUUUGGGGUGUUGGUGGUCUAGAUGAGACCUUUUUUCUAAUUGAAAAAAUCAACACGAACAACAAGCUAGAGUUUAAGUUGACACGAAACCAACUUGAUAGACAUAGUAUUUCAAGUAAUCAAGAAGUUGAGCAUAUUCACACAAGCAGCAAUAUACUUGAGUUGAUGCAGAAACUAGAUGAAACAUUUCCGGAACAUACGCUGUAUACGGCAAAGUAUAACACGUUUAGAAGAAAAUGUCACAAGUAUUUUGCUGAAUUUAUUAUUUCCAAAUUGAAUUACCGAAUCGAUAAAUAUUGUCAUGAAAAUCGUCUUGAGAAAGAACAGUUUCUUGCUUCGCUUAAUGAUGUUGUUCGUGGGUUGCAUUUAGUGACAGCAUACCGAUUCAAAUUUGCAUUAAUGUAUUAUCCACAAUGUGAUUAUUCAUUUUGGAAAGGGAACCAGAUUCUAACACAAGCAGUGGCAAAUUGUCGCAAGCAAAUACCUUUGAAAUAUAGAGAUUAA